Capsicum annuum is the source of this 812-nucleotide messenger RNA. RefSeq lists its product as uncharacterized. The record is from RefSeq and is a predicted model, not a curated record. Lineage: Eukaryota; Viridiplantae; Streptophyta; Magnoliopsida; Solanales; Solanaceae. The transcript has a single exon. The annotation marks the transcript as partial. Gene Ontology annotation, molecular function: zinc ion binding.
AAGUUGAAUUCUAUCUAGAAGAUGAACCAGAUCUAUGUGGCAUCUCCGAUAGGAACAUUAGCAUCACCAAUACCUUCUCCCGUGUAUACAGUUGUGCACAUCACAGACUUUGCUUGAGGCACCUCGCUGAAAAUCUCUGUGUAAAUCAACACUAUGGAGAACAUCUUUAUCUAUUCUACGCCACGGAAAAGGCGUAUUACUUUGAUGAGUCUAAAGAGAAUUUUGAGAAAUUAAAGUAUAGUUGCCCCGAGGCAGCACAUGUCCUUGAAAAUGUGCUUGAUUUUGAAAAAUAUAGUAGAGCACACUUCCCGGGCAAUAGGUACGAUGUGAUGACUACAAACAUCGCCGAGUUGCUCAACUCAGUUUUGAUGGAUAAACGGGAGUACCCUAUGUCGUACGUAUUCAAUUCAAUUGCUAAAAAAAUUGGUGAAAAGUUUACAGAGCGGUAUGCCUAUGUCGAUGGUAAAAAGAACAUAUUUGUUCCUUAUGCGGAAAAGAUCCUAAGUGAUAACAAGAGUUCAAGUGAUUCCUUAUGUAUGACUAAUCCAAAAGGGGUUCUUGACCAGUACACGGUGUUUGGCAAUGGUGUUACUGACAAGGUCAAUCUCUUGAAGAGGAGUUGUUCUUGUCAAAAAUUUAACUUGGUGAAAAUACCGUACGAACAUGCGAUGGCAACUUUGCGAGCAAAGCAUGGCGAUGGCGUAGGUUAUGGAAACUCCAUCUAUGAGUACUCUUCUCUAAUUUAUAAAGCGAAAAGUUACCUCCUCGCAUACUCGUAUGCAAUUAACGUUGUCCCUCCAGAGGCCGAAUGA